AUGAGGCUAUUGUUGGCAUUGAAAUGUCCGGUCAUUAAGAGCGAGCUUGCUGCGAUCGUCUGGCCGGUCCUCGAAGGCAUACAAUACCUGCGCGGGUGCGGAAGGGCGCUUGCAGCGUUAAACGCGGACACGAUAUUGCUUUCGGAAUCCGGAGAGGUUAAGAUCGCCGGGAUAGAGCACAGUUGCGAGCUCAGCAAAGUGGAGAUGAACGCCGCCACGUUGAAGCUCUUCGCGUUGGCCGAGAUUGUCGAAAAGAUCAUUGGAAAGACUCUGCCUUCAUAUCCGUGGAGUGGCGAGGCUAAGAGUCUAUCCCGAGACCUUAGGAGCCUGUUACUAGAGGAGUUGCUGCGGGUAAGUUACGCUACCGGUAUCUUUGCGGUCGUGACUGAUCGGAAAGAACAAACAUUGGAAAAAACUGGCGACACCGGGGGGGGGUUGAGGAUGCUCGUGAAGAUAGCCAACAAGACCGCUUAUCAUAGAGUGGAAAUUCUUGACCGCGCGUAG
Molecule: messenger RNA, 504 nt
Organism: Penicillium maclennaniae
Lineage: Eukaryota; Fungi; Ascomycota; Eurotiomycetes; Eurotiales; Aspergillaceae
Exons: 4
Coding region: 1-504 (167 amino acids)
Source: RefSeq, a predicted model, not a curated record